AUGGUUGUUAAGAAUCUAUGCUUGUUCGUUGUUUACUUGAUCAGUAAUAUCCCAUUAUCCAAGUACUUGACCGGCAGUAUCCCAUUAUCCAAGCACUGGACCUGUAGUAUCCCAUUAUCAAGGCACUGGACCUGUAGUAUCCCAUUAUCCAAGCACUGGACCUAUAGUAUCCCAUUAUCCAGGCACUGGACCAGUAGUAUCCAAUUAUCCAUGCACUGGACCGGCAGUAUUUCAUUAUCCAUGCACUGGACCGAUAGUAUCUCAUUAUCCAGGCACUGGACCGAUAGUAUCUCAUUAUCCAGGCACUGGACCGGCAGUAUUUCAUUAUCCAUGCACUGGACCGAUAGUAUCUCAUUAUCCAGGCACUGGAACGAUAGUAUUAUAUUAUCUAGGCACUGGACCUGUAGUAUCCCAUUAUCCAGGCACUGGACCAGUAGUAUCCCAUUAUCCAGGCACUGGACCAGUAGUAUCCCAUUAUCCAGGCACUGGAACGGCAGUAUUUCAUUAUCCAUGCACUGGACCGAUAGUAUCUCAUUAUCCAGGCACUGGACCGGCAGUAUUUCAUUAUCCAUGCACUGGACCGAUAGUAUCCCAUUAUCCAGGAACUGGACCGAUAGUAUCCCAUUAUCCAGAGACUGGGCCGAUAGUAUCCCAUUAUCCAGAGACUGGGCCGAUAGUAUCCCAUUAUCCAGAGACUGGGCCGAUAGUAUCCCAUUAUCCAGGCACUGGACCGAUAGUAUCCCAUUAUCUAGGCACUUGACCGAUAGUAUCCCAUUAUCUAGGCACUGGACCGAUAGUAUCCCAUUAUCCAAGUAG
Candidula unifasciata is the source of this 816-nucleotide messenger RNA. NCBI's taxonomy places the organism in Eukaryota, Metazoa, Mollusca, Gastropoda, Stylommatophora, Geomitridae. The record is from the annotation of a GenBank genome assembly.